CAUUGUGUUUCCGCGGCUCAAUAAAAACGGUCGAACCAUCAUCAUGGCCCUUCUGCUCAAACGGUGCUACCUCUUCUACAAUUGGGCAAUGCACGAUGUUUCAGAUACUCGGACGAAUGAUCUUCCUUUAGUCAAAUCGAUAUUUUACCCAUUGACGAUUAUAGGAAUCUACAUAUAUUUCGUGCUGCACUUCGGGCCGCGGUUAAUGAAAAACAGGAAACCGUUCGAUCUGAAUAAACUGUUGAUUGUAUACAAUGCGCUGCAAGUGGCGUAUUGCACAAUCAUCGUUUACGAGGCCUCGAGGACUGUGCUCUUCAAAUACGAUUGGAGAUGCGCCCCAGUCGAUUAUGCCAACACGAAAGAAGCGAAAUACGUGACGCGACUGGUUUGGUCGUAUUACAUGAUCAAGAUCGCCGAUCUCCUAGACACGGUUUUCUUCGUGCUACGCAAGAAAUCGAAUCAGGUGACUUUCUUGCACGUUUACCACCAUGCCGGGAUGGUCAUGAUGACGUGGGGAGCGACCAAGUUCUUCCCAGGUGGUCACUGCAUCUACCUAGGUGUAAUAAACUGCUUCGUUCACGCCGUCAUGUACAUCUACUACCUACUCACAGCCUACGACAGCGAGUACAAAAACAGCAUCUGGUGGAAGAAGCACAUCACACAAUUGCAAUUAAUGCAAUUCACUUUCUUCUCGUUAAUAUACGGCCAAAUCUUAUUCAGACCAGACUGCCAAUUCCCCAGAUGGACGCAGAUCGUUUUCCUACCUCAAAACGCGUUCAUGAUGAUGCUCUUCGGCGAUUUCUAUUACAAGACGUACAUCAAGACGAAGCCAGCAAUAAUUGCAGAAUAGUUCCACCGAAGAGUUUCGCUACAUUAAUUUAUAAUAAAUUAUAUAACAUGUUUGCGUUUAA
Molecule: messenger RNA, 911 nt
Organism: Nicrophorus vespilloides
Lineage: Eukaryota; Metazoa; Arthropoda; Insecta; Coleoptera; Silphidae
Product: elongation of very long chain fatty acids protein AAEL008004-like
Exons: 5
Coding region: 44-850 (268 amino acids)
Biological process (GO): fatty acid elongation, monounsaturated fatty acid; very long-chain fatty acid biosynthetic process; fatty acid elongation, polyunsaturated fatty acid
Cellular component (GO): endoplasmic reticulum membrane
Molecular function (GO): fatty acid elongase activity
Source: RefSeq, a predicted model, not a curated record